UAAAGUAUAAUUUAUUUUUUAUUAUUAUUAUUAUAAAUAUAUAUUUUUUUUUAAAUAUUACAACUGAAAUUAUGACAAGUAAUGACAGUGACGUUGUUGACAUUUGAGGUUAAGUUGCGUUCAGAAAUAUUUGUUAAAAAAACGAGUGCUUAGUUGAUGUGGUGUUGGCGAGUGGCGACAUCGAUUGAACAAUCGAUGUAUUGCGCUUAACAAUAAAAUACAUAUGACUAAACUUCUCAAAAUCCCAAAAAAAAACAAAUCAUGCCAAAUAAAGUAUUUUCGUGUACUUUAUUGCUCACAUAAAGUAGUAUAGAGUACAGUUACCCGAAAUAACGUACAAUACUUUAUUAUAAAGUACGGGUGGCAACCCUACAAGCAACACCCAGCCCGGCACGUUCAACUCAAAAACACAUUUAAAUAUACACGAAAACGACUGCUUAUCUAUCACGUCUGUGAAGACGCAGCUUUUGAAUGUGACAGUUGUUAACCUUUGUCGUGUUUUAUUUGUAAUUACGAACUAUAAAUAAGACAUUGAUUACACGAUAAAAUACGACAUUAAAAGAUAAUGUACCUUUAAGGAGGUAGGUAAAUAUUAUUCACAUCGAAAAUUAGCAAUAUUACCCAGUUACUUGAAUAGUUAUUCAAUUAUUUAAAUGUGUUUUGGACGGUUUAGAGAAUCAUUAACAAAAAAAAAAACUUCUCACGUAACCCCUAUAUUUUCAGUAAUCAAACAUUUAAUACAGGAUAGAAUUCAAAAGGAAGCAAACAGCUAUUUCGAAACAAAAACACGUACUUACUAACGUAUUUUCGAUAAUAAGAUUGUGAAGGUGCGUUCUCGGUAAAAAGUCCACUUUUUAUGAUUUGUUGCUCUAUCCACUUUAGAUUUUCCUUUGCAGGGGCGAAGUUCUCCGUUUUCGGGUAUUAAAUAUUUCAGAGCUUAAUUUCUAUUAAAUUUUUUUACUGUUUUUUUUUCGUUUUUUCUAACAAAGUUGAGAAUAAAACUUAAUUACAUAACUUUAUGUUGUUAGACGCGAUUUUUUAUUGAGAGUACAUAAAGGAGGAAAAAUCUCUCGAGGAAAUUUAUGAACACUGAAAAAUAUAUCCAAACGAUCUUCUUUUUUCGUUUUUGGUCCGGAAUUUACAAAUCUUAUUAUUUCGAGAAUGUUGUCUUUGAUAAAACUUUACGCAUACUAUAACACAAGCAAUUGCAAAGGUCGCGGCGCAUUGUUAAACCUGUAGUGUCCUCUAAAAUCUUGUUAUCUCGAAGAAUGGGCACUUGUGAAAGAGCUUUUCGGACCACUCAAACACCGCGUUAUGAGAAAACCUAGACAUCCUCAUUAGUCAUUUAAAUGUUAUGUAAUAAACAUAUUAUGAACAAACAAAUACCCAAGACAACGGGAAUGCCCCAGGUUUUUGUUAUUAACUUGAUAAGUCCUUAGUUGAGGCUGUUGUUGAUUGUCGGAGUCUUUGUCUGGCGAACAAAUUAACAGCAACGGGUGACUGGUCAGCGGGCCGCGUCUAAAAUGACGGAUUUCACUACGUCAUUCGUUUCCUCUCCACGUACGUAGUUGUACAUGACGCAAUUGGCUUUUUCAAUGUCUUAUCUACAGCGAGGUAUGUUGUCAUUCGGCGGGUGUACAUCGAGUUGCGCGGACGCCGUUCACCGCCUGAUGUAUUUUCGAAUCGCUUCUGUCUUUUUACUUUUUACACAACCGAGGACAUAGUGACGAGUCGCGCGUCGGUGCAGUGCCAGUGUUGUGAAUUUAGCGAUUUUAGCUGACGCUCAAAAAGUUAAUAAGGUCGCCGCGUAUCGAUUAUAAUGUUUAUGUCAGGAUUCUUCAUCAUAACGCCUGAUUUAUCUUUCAGAAUGACGCCGCAAGAGGAGCGGGAGAGCGCGCGCGGGGUCGAGAUCGCCGACGCCUUCGAAGACGACAUGUUCGGUCCACCGCGGACGGAGCCAGCCGCCCGGCCCAAGUUGUCCAUGAUCUCGGCGCGACUACGAGCGAACGAAGAACGCAAACGAGUCAUCGAGAUCUGCUCUCAAAAGUUGGAGAACAUCGAAGAUCCGGCUCGUGAUCUGCGCAGGUCCGUCUGUAUCAACAACACCUACUGCCGGUUGAGCGAGGAGGCGCGCAGAGAGAAGGAAGCGAGGCGAAGGCGCGCGCGCGAGGAGUGUGAUGACUCGUGGGUAGGGAAAAGGGCCAGACGAGCCGUAGAAGACGAGUGUCUGGCGCUACUAGACGCGAUUCCUGAGCUCGGCGAUGCUAACCUGGGGUGCGCUCAGCUGGCGCGGCAGGACGUGUCGCUGCAGCUGCCGCCGGGCCUGCUCACCGUGCUCGACUCAUGACCGCGCCGCGCUGCGAACCUGCACGCCCCCAUGUGCUGUGAGCGCGCCGAAUGAGACCAGCGGCUCUCCACGCUGAACGCGAUUACUCGGACUCUUAGUACGUUUCGUACAGACGUUUAGUCAAUUCUUUAUUGUUCAAAAAGAGUACUUACUAUGUUGGCGUGUUUUUUAUUUUAUGACUAGUGAAAGUUGCUCAGGCGCUGCCGACGUGCGCGGUCCAAUUAGUGUUCAACGAUUAUUUUUUUUAUCGAAGGAACUUUGACUAGUUGAAACCGCAAAAAGGCAAUCGAGAAAUGUCGCCUCGAGAGGAGAGGACUUUCAGCGUUGAUUGGAGAUGUUUUAGAUAUAAGGAAAAUUUAUUAUGUUAUAUUAUUGUACUGUAAAGAAGUAGAGUUAAGUGAUAGUGCAAAAAAACGACUGGGAACGGUUGCGAUGACAGAUGAUUCCUCGCAUUACUUUAUUUUAAAUCGUCCGCGUUGUCUUGUGACGCCUCGUGUGAGACCAUUAGAACUGGUUUUAGGAGAGUAAAAGUUGAUACUUGCAGUGGGUCAAAUCGGCGUAAUGUUCACUUUGAAAAUGCUGCGUUCUAACUCUUAUUAUUGUGACAAAGAAGAGAAAAAAAAAAAUCAAAGUAUUACUAAUUCGGUACAUCACUUUAGCUGUCAAUAAUCAGUACAUAAUUUAGUUUGAGCUGAACGUGUUUUGAAAAGAACAAUGAGAGCACAGACUUGCUUAACUUCGUGCGUAACACAUACACUCGAGCAAUUUAAAUUCUUUACAAACACAAAGGCAAAUUAUUAGAACUGGUUAGUCGAUGGGGCGGUGGUUUCCUUAUCAAACACUUGGCGUGUGUCACCAGCUUUGUGUGAUUCGGUCCACGUUUGGCCAACCAUUGGACGUUCUGGAUAUUUGAUGCAAACGUGCCUCUAACAAAUACUGCAUUUGGUUUUCAAAAUUUUAUUACGUGUUCGUUUUUUUUUUGUUUUGUUUUAAUGUUACCUUUUGAGUGCUUACCUCAAGCAUUGUUACCUCUAUUAUUAUUAUAAAAUUAAUUUACAAUACAUAAAUGAAACUCAUUAUAGCUAUCGUCAGGUUGUCUUUUCUAAAUGUUUUUUUUUUAUGUUUUUUUCGUUAAUGAAUAAUUAAUUUCAAAUUUAAUUCAUUGUGAUUUAUAAUUUAGUUUGGAAUUUAAUCAAAGUUUGUGAGCAUCACAUUGUAUGCAAAGAGCCUACUUAUCAGAUGGUUGUGCAAUAACUAGAGCGAUUGGACGUUUGACUGUGCAAUUGACUUGUGUCGAGUUCCAUUUCUUUAGGAAUCUUAAUUGUUGCAAAAUAUAUCGGUUGUAGCCCGAUUCGCCCCCUCUGAAUAGUAAAUAGGUGGCUGGAUUCGCGCGGCGGGGGGCGCGUUCGGGGAGGCGCGGGGCGGCGCGGGCCCUGAGGGGGUGGUGCGCGGGGCGGGGGCGCGGUCAGGCGGGGGCUCUCGGCGGCUAGGGGGAUGGGUUUUGCACCGUUCUCAGCACUCCUGUGAUAUUAGCCUAGCCUGUGUGUCGUAUUCGUGCUAGUUUCCCCAACCAACUUGUUUGGACAUUGUGCUUGUAAAAAAACGCUUUGGACGAAAAUUAUUCCAUUUUCUAUUGGCCAUUACGGAUGGAGUUUUAAUAGUUUAAACGUUAGUAGAGAGAUUACCUCGUAUGUUGAUGUGAGGCGUAGAUAAUUUGUUCUUAUUUGAUCGAUUUGUAUUUAUCGUUGAGUAAUUACUAAUGUAUUGUAUGAUAAAAAUUAAAUUAAGCGCUUGUGCACACGGCUGUCGUCUAUCAGACGUUGGACAUUAAGAAAUGUGAAAUUUAUGAGCUAUAAGAUGUUACUUAGUAUUCGUUCAUUAGUUGUUUACGAGAAACGGAAUUACAACCAAAAGUAUUUUACAAAAAUUGAUAUAAUAAAAUAAAUAAAUAAAAAAUUAAAUUAAAAAACGCACAUAAAUGUAAUAUUUAAGUAGUUAUUUCAUUGUAAUUUCAUUCUUUAAGCAACGUUCGAUAAAUGUUGAUACAUAUUCGUAAGGUAAAUACGAACGUUGCUUACUGAAUUUCUGUCUGUAGAGAUUGUGAGAUACAUAGUGAAUAAAUUAUAUUACCGAGCCUCUAUUUUAAGUUGUAUCAAGUACAAUAAUCAAGAGAAUUAUGAUUGUUUACGUUGAUCUUCAUUAAAAUAAAAAUUAAAUCAAUGAUUUCUUAAUUUGUCAUUUGAAAAUAUUUAACAACAUUGAAAAACGUUUGAAUUGUGACUCGCAAAUUAAAAUUCUUUUAUAACAUACUUGUAAUAUUGUGAUGUUUAAAAUUUAUGUAAUAGUAUCAAAAUUGUAGUAAGAUUAUUUUAAAUAAUUCAUUCAAUUAACUGUAGAUAGCUAAAUUUACUAUCAAAUGAAGUCCUUGGCUUAGAGAUAAAACCCUGCAAUUACCAAGAUUAAUCACAGAAAUAUUUAAUUUAGACUGAUUAUUUCAUUAUUAGUUUUUUUUUUAUAUUGAAAUAUAAUUGAUGUUAGAGGCGAGGUGUAUCAGACUAGUAAUGUUAAUGAAGUGUUUGGAAAUGUUAUGAUAAUUUUAUUAAAUGUGUCUUAAGCUAAGAGAUCAUUAAUAAAUAUUACAUUUAAAAACUGAA
Messenger RNA from Bombyx mori (domestic silkworm), 5001 nucleotides. RefSeq lists its product as uncharacterized. NCBI's taxonomy places the organism in Eukaryota, Metazoa, Arthropoda, Insecta, Lepidoptera, Bombycidae. The record is from RefSeq and is a predicted model, not a curated record. The coding region runs from base 1820 to 2347 and encodes 175 amino acids. The transcript has 2 exons.